Cheilinus undulatus (humphead wrasse) is the source of this 3575-nucleotide messenger RNA. It is a transcript of the gene tab2, whose product is annotated as TGF-beta activated kinase 1 (MAP3K7) binding protein 2. Gene Ontology annotation, biological process: positive regulation of protein kinase activity. The coding region runs from base 443 to 2734 and encodes 763 amino acids. NCBI's taxonomy places the organism in Eukaryota, Metazoa, Chordata, Actinopteri, Labriformes, Labridae. The record is from RefSeq and is a predicted model, not a curated record. The transcript is spliced from 8 exons. Gene Ontology annotation, molecular function: K63-linked polyubiquitin modification-dependent protein binding; ubiquitin binding.
GCCAUAUUCUGUGACAGUAUUUUGAUUCGUAUCUGCUGGAAGUGAGGAAAAAGAGAAAAGUGAAGGGCUGUCGAGGGGAGGGGGGGCUGAAGAAGAGGAGCUGUCAAAAAGGUAUUCCCGAGUCUCUGUCAAACGGCGGAGGGCUGAGGCUCGGUAUCCCUCCCCUAACUCUAUUUCGAGGACACACAAGGCCCGGGGCCUCGGUUCACUUGGCUUUCCGUCUCCCUGAUAGUAGCUGGACCCUCUCGGCUUCUUCUUUCCGAGCUCCGCGGCCCUCUGGAGGUCCGGCGGCGGUCUCGGGUGUUGUAGGCUGCCCGGGGAGCGGCGGCGGCAGCGGCGGCGGAGACAGAAAGAAGAUGUUCAAGAUGAAGGCUGUUUGCUGCCAUAACUGACACCCCAGUGACCUGAAGAGAAAAAGCAGUCCUGACCUGGCGACAUACGAAUGGCCCAGGGAAGCCACCAGAUUGACAUUCAGGUUUUGCAUGACCUGCGCCAGAAGUUCCCUGAAGUCCCAGAGGGUGUCGUCUCCCAGUGUGUGAUACAGAACAACAACAAUUUGGACGCCUGCUGUGAAUACCUGUCUAAAGUCAGCCCGAGCUACCUGUACAGUGAAGAAGGAAACCUCAGCUUUUCUGACGACCCCAGCUACACCCGGCUCCGUAAUCACAUGACCCAGCUUAACCUGGGCCUGCAGUCUCAGAAUGUGCACGUGGCCCCGGUUCGGGACGGCCUGAGAAUGAACGGCAGUCGGACUCUUGCCCACAGCCUGAGUGACGGGCCCCUCCAGACAAGCCAGGCCCCUAACAGUGACUUCUUUCAGCAGGAGCCCCAGUCCGCCCCAGUGCAGGUGCCCUCCAGCCUCAAUGUUUUCGGUGUGAUGGAGCCCACACGCAAACCGCAACCUCCCCAGCACCUCGGACUCUUCCCUCUGGGUGUCAAAGGGCCGACUAUGGGCGUCCCGCAGACCCCACGCUUCAAUCCAAUCACGGUGACGCUGGCCCCCAACAUCCAGACAGGCCGCAGCACCCCCACGUCUUUGCACAUACACGGCGGCCCUCAAUCGGGCCUCAGCAGUCCACAGGGUAACUCCAUCUACAUCAGGCCCUACGUCAGCCAGUCCGGUACGACCCGGCAGAACCAGCAGCAGGGGGGGCGGGCCCAGUACAGCCCCACCUCCCAGCCCCAGCAGCAGAUCUACCAGAUCUCACACCCCGGCUCCUGGUCCGGCUCCUCUUCACAUACCUCACAGACCCAGGGCCAUCAGACCUCUCACGUCUACAUGCCCAUCAGCUCGCCCACAAACCCCCAGGCGCCGUCGAUUCUUCCAACUGGAAGCCAGGCCUCCUCCUCUGGUGUCUCCUCCUGCUCCUCUUCCUCUUCCGCCUCCUCAGUCAUGCCCAUCAGCCAGUACAACAUCCAGAACAUCUCCACAGGCCCACGGAAGAACCAGAUCGAGAUCAAACUUGAAUCUCCUCAGAGGAGCAACUCCACCACGGCCGUGCUGCGGACCAGCAGCGGGCCCCGCUCCUCUUCAACCUCCUCCUCCUGCCCUUCGUCUUCUUCAUCUUCGACCGGUGUGGCCGCUGUCCCCACCACCCCUCUGUCCAUCGGAGGUCCGGGUCUGAGCCGCAGCCAGCCCACUGUUUACAUAUCUGCCAGCCCGCCGACCGCUGCUACCACGCCGUCUGAAGACGCCGUUAUGGCCUCUGCCGGCUCUCGCUCCCAGCCCAAGUUUUACAUUUCAGCCAAUGCCUCCAGUGACGACAGCGGGGGCAGGAACCCCCCCACAGUCUACAUCUCAGCCAACCCGCCCUUACAGGGGCCUUCAGGGGCCAGGAACAUGGGGGGCCAAGUGAGUAUGGGCCCUGCCUACAUCCACCACCAUCCUCCAAAGUCCCGUGCGUCUGUGGGCGGGGGCGGCACGGCCUCAUCCCCUCGUGUGGUUGUGACUCAGCCCAACACCAAAUACACUUUUAAAAUCACAGUGUCCCCCAAUAAGCCCCCUGCUGUGUCCCCUGGGGUGGUGUCCCCUACGUUUGAGCCCAACAACCUCCUGAGCUUACCAUCAGACCACCACUUUGUGGAGCCAGACCCCCUCCAUCUCUCCGACCCGCUGUCUCCUCACAGGGAGAGGCCGAGUGAGCCUCGCAGACUCAGCAUGGGCUCUGAUGACGCAGCGUACACACAAGCGUUGUUGGUCCAUCAGAAGGCCCGCAUGGACCGGCUGUGGCACGAGCUAGAGCUGAAGAAGAAGAAGCUGGAGAAGCUAAAAGAGGAAGUCAACGAGAUGGAGAACGAUUUGACGAGGAGACGGCUGGAGAGAUCCAACUCGGCCUCCCAGAUUCCUUCAAUUGAGGAAAUGAAGCAGCUGCGAUGCAAAAACAGGUUACUGCAGAUCGACAUCGACUGCCUCACCAAAGAAAUUGAUCUCAUUCAAACAAGAGGACCACACUUUAAUCCCAGUGCAAUCCAUAAUUUUUAUGACAACAUUGGAUUCCUUGGUCCUGUCCCACCCAAACCCAAAGGUACUUUGUCUGUUGACAGGAGAGGAUGUAGAUAUAAUGUCUCCUCUGAGCUCAUGAUGGAGCCCUCCUCUGGUCCUUCUCCUCCUCUACCACUUGACGUGGGCCAGGAGGAAGACGAGGGGACGCAGUGGAGCUGCACCGCCUGCACCUUCCUCAACCAUCCCGCCCUCAACCGCUGUGAACAGUGCGAGUUCCCGCGGCACUUCUGAGCCUGCGAGGCUGCGACGCACCGCCCCCCCGCCUCUGACCGCCCGUCUCCAAGCAGACUCGUCUAAAAAAAAAAAAAACAAAGAGGGCCCUCUCUGUUCCUUUCUCCCUCUCCUAUGAAAAUGGGGCGUGGUCUUCUCGCAUCAUAAAGCCUGUCUCCUUGAUUUUUGUUCUUUUUCUCUAAGGUUUAGCAAUGCUGUCCACUGAAGGCUCAACUGGAUGGUGUUUACAGCUUGUGUUUUUGAAAUAAGGCUGGCAGAGUCGGAUGAUACCUCACCUUAGAGACUUGGAUAGCGUGGGGUCACCUUCCCUCUUUUCUGCUUGACGGGUGACUUUUUUUUUAACCCCUGGUGAUACCUCGCUGCUCCCACUUACAGUAUUACGAGUGUGGCCUUGCAGUUUGACGGCACACAGACACAAACGCAUCCCAGGUGCCAACGUGCCUUUUGCUGAUUGAAUUGAGUUGUUUUUCUUCCUGUGUGGUGGCAUGACUUUGGAAAUGGGAACUGUGUUCAGCCACUGCUCUCCAUCUGAAGGGAAAACUAACAGACUAAUCUUGGACUCUCCAGUUUGUUUGCUGUUUUAACAGGAUACCAAAGGGGGAACGGGCAGUGUCGCUGCCUCUCAAACGUGCCUCUCGUCCUCCCCCCUCCUCCUCCUGUCUCUUCGAUCAUGAGUUAAUGACAAAAAGAAACUAAGUUGCAUGCUUUGUGUACAGUACCUGGAGGCACAAACUCCCCUCGAGCUUUUUACUGUACAUAAUUUUAGAAUGUGCCCUGAAGCCUUUUUUUCCUCACACUAUGAAUCACUUGUAUUUCUGUAAGUAUAGCUUUAUAGACUUUA